AUGGGGCCUCAAAUGGCCUCUAUUAGUCUCACUAUUGCUUUGACAAUAGUUUCUCUUUCCUUGCCAUCCCAAGCAAAUAACUACAUCUAUUCAUCUCCACCACCACCACCUAAACCUUACUACUACAACUCUCCACCACCACCGGUGAACUCACCUCCUCCACCUUACCAUUAUAGUUCACCACCACCACCACCAAAGAAGCCAUAUAAAUACUCUUCUCCACCACCUCCAGUGCACUCACCUCCUCCACCUUAUCAUUAUAGUUCACCACCACCACCACCAAAGAAGUCAUAUAAAUAUUCUUCUCCUCCACCACCAGUUUACAAAUAUAAAUCACCGCCUCCGCCUCCAUAUAAGUAUUCUUCCCCUCCCCCACCAUCGUAUAAGUACUCAUCACCACCACCUCCAGUUUACAAAUAUAAAUCUCCACCUCCACCGGUGUAUAAGUAUAAGUCUCCUCCUCCACCAGUUUACAAGUAUAAGUCACCACCUCCACCAGUCUACAAAUAUAAAUCACCCCCACCACCAGUUUACAAAUACAAUUCUCCUCCUCCACCCUUGUAUAAGUAUAAGUCACCGCCACCACCUGCUAAAAAGCCAUACAAGUACUCGUCUCCACCACCACCAGUUUAUAAGUACAAUUCACCUCCUCCGCCAGUGUACAAGUAUCAAUCUCCUCCACCACCAGUUUACAAGUACAAUUCACCUCCUCCACCAGUGUAUAAGUAUAAAUCUCCUCCACCGCCGGUUUACAAGUACAAUUCACCUCCUCCACCAGUGUACAAGUAUAAAUCUCCUCCACCACCAGUUUACAAGUACAAUUCACCUCCUCCACCAGUGUAUAAGUAUAAAUCUCCCCCACCACCGGUUUACAAGUACAAUUCACCUCCUCCACCAGUGUACAAGUAUAAAUCUCCUCCACCACCAGUUUACAAAUACAAUUCACCUCCUCCGCCAGUGUACAAGUAUAAAUCUCCUCCACCACCAGUGUACAAAUAUAAUUCACCUCCUCCGCCAGUGUACAAGUAUCAAUCUCCUCCACCACCAGUUUAUAAAUACAAAUCUCCUCCUCCACCGGUGUACAUUUACAAGUCACCACCACCUCCGGCCAAAAAACCAUACAAGUACUCAUCUCCUCCACCGCCUGUUUACAAGUAUAAUUCACCUCCACCACCUGUGUACAAGUAUCAAUCUCCUCCACCUCCAAUUUACAAGUAUAAGUCACCUCCUCCACCUGUGUAUAAAUACAAGUCGCCACCUCCUCCAGCUAAAAAGUCAUACAAAUAUGCAUCUCCACCACCACCAGUUUACAAGUAUAAUUCACCUCCUCCACCAGUGUACAAGUAUCAAUCUCCUCCACCACCAGUUUACAAGUAUAAGUCACCUCCUCCACAUGUGUACAAAUACAAAUCACCACCACCUCCAGCUAAAAAGCCAUACAAAUAUGCAUCUCCACCACCUCCAGUUUACAAGUAUAAUUCACCUCCUCCACCAGUAUACAAGUAUAAGUCACCCCCUCCACCUGUGUACAAAUACCACUCACCACCCCCUCCGAUUAAAAAACAAUACAAGUACUCAUCUCCACCACCACCAGUUUACAAAUACAAAUCUCCUCCUCCACCAGUGUACAAGUACAAGUCACCACCACCUCCGCCUAAAAAGCCAUACAAGUACGCAUCUCCACCACCUCCAGUUUACAAAUACAAUUCACCUCCUCCACCAAUAUACAAGUAUCAAUCUCCUCCACCACCAGUAUACAAGUAUAAAUCACCUCCUCCACCUGUGUACAAAUACAAGUCACCACCACCUCCGAUUAAAAAACCAUACAAGUAUGCAUCUCCACCACCACCAGUUUACAAGUAUAAAUCACCUCCCCCACCUAUUUACAAAUAUAAAUCUCCUCCUCCACCUGUUUACUCACCACCAUUAUCACACUAUAUUUACUCUUCGCCUCCUCCACCGGUUCAUUCACCUCCUCCUCCACACUACAUCUAUGCAUCACCUCCUCCUCCUUAUCACUACUAG
This is a messenger RNA of Vicia faba (fava bean), 2025 nucleotides long. The record is from the annotation of a GenBank genome assembly. NCBI's taxonomy places the organism in Eukaryota, Viridiplantae, Streptophyta, Magnoliopsida, Fabales, Fabaceae.